AAAUUCUUUUUUGGGUAUCUGGAAAAGUUGCAAUGUUCUCUGGUUUUCCCAUAGUUUCAUUUGGGUCGUAUAAUAAACUUUUUCAAAGUGGAACGCUCUUUCAAUUUGCGUUGAGCAUCAAAAUCCUCACCAUCCACUCUCCUACCGCACUUCUCCAUCUGUCAUCAUCGUUACAGAGCUCUUUUUCUUCUCCUUCGGAAUCACAAAGUUUUUGGCCCUCCAAUGGCGUUGUCUCUCUCCGUCACGCCUACUUCUUCUUCUUCUUCUUCUUCGUCUUACGUCCUCUCUCGAAACCCUACACCUACUCCUAAUUCCAGAACCACCCAUCUGAAUUUCGCUUCCCAGAGGAGAAUUCACGCCAUUAAUCCUCUUCAAUCAUACUCACAACACCUAAAUGCAUCUCUAUUCUCAAUCUCAGCUAUUACCUCUUCUUCUUCCUCACAAACAACAGAAUUCGUGCCUCUAAAGCUCGAGAGAUUAGUCAAAGAAUUCAAAUCCUUGACAGAGCCAAUUGAUCGGCUCAAAUGGGUUCUCCGUCACGCGAAUCUCAUCCCUCCGAUGCCCGAAUCAUCCCGAACCGAAUCGAACCGGGUCAUGGGCUGCACGGCUCGUGUCUGGCUAGACGCUGAGCUAGGUCAAGACGGGAAGAUGCGGUUUUGGGCAGAUAGUGAUUCAGAUGUGUCGAAAGGUAUGUGUUCGUGUCUGAUUCAAUUGCUUGAUGCUUCGACGCCUGAAGAUGUGAUGGAAUUGAAGAUUGAGGAUUUGGCUGAGCUUAACGUUGUUGGAUUGUUGGGUGGUGAGAGAUCGAGAGUGAACACUUGGCACAAUGUUCUUGUGAGUAUGCAGAAGAAGACACGACGGCUUGUGGCGGAGAAGGAAGGAAAAGCUCCUUCCUUUGAGCCGUUUCCUUCAUUGGUGUUGACUUCUGAUAGCAUUGAGGCUAAAGGAAGCUUUGCUGAAGCUCAGGCCAAAUAUUUGUUUCCGGAGGAGUCACGGGUUCAAGAACUAGUCAAGGUUCUGAAGGAAAAGAAGAUAGGAGUGUCUGCUCAUUUCUACAUGGAUCCAGAAGUGCAAGGAGUCUUAACGGCAGCUCAGAAGCAUUGGCCACAUAUCUAUAUAUCUGAUUCUCUAAUCAUGGCAGAUGCAGCUGUCAAGAUGGCUAAAGCUGGAUGUCAAUUCAUAACGGUUCUUGGUGUCGAUUUCAUGUCCGAAAACGUCCGUGCCAUUCUAGACCAAGCUGGAUUUGGAGAGGUUGGUGUAUACAGAAUGUCAGAUGAAACCAUUGGUUGUUCUCUAGCUGAUGCUGCUUCUGCUCCUGCUUACUUGAACUAUCUCGAAGCUGCUUCUCUUACGCCGCCUUCUAUGCAUGUUGUUUAUAUCAAUACAUCUCUGGAGACGAAAGCUUUUGCUCAUGAGCUUGUACCUACCAUUACUUGCACUUCAUCUAAUGUUGUACAGACGAUUCUGCAGGCGUUUGCUCAAAUGCCGGAUUUAAAUGUUUGGUAUGGUCCUGAUUCUUACAUGGGAGCGAAUAUUGUAAAGCUAUUCCAGCAGAUGACGUUGAUGACGGAUGAAGAAAUCGCCGAUGUUCAUCCUAAACACAACCUAGAUUCCAUUAAAUCAUUGCUUCCCCGUCUUCACUAUUUCCAGGAAGGAACGUGUAUUGUACAUCAUCUUUUCGGUCACGAGGUAGUGGAAAGAAUAAAGUACAUGUACUGUGACGCCUUUCUUACCGCGCACCUGGAGGUUCCGGGUGAAAUGUUUUCACUAGCAAUGGAAGCAAAGAAAAGAGACAUGGGUGUUGUUGGAUCCACACAAAACAUACUUGACUUCAUCAAGCAGAAGGUUCACGAAGCAGUUGACCGAGAUGUCGAAGACCAUCUCCAGUUUGUUCUAGGAACAGAGUCGGGAAUGGUAACAUCUAUUGUCGCGGUGAUCAGGAGUUUGCUAGGUUCUUCUGCUAACUCGAAAGUGAAGGUCGAAGUAGUGUUUCCUGUAUCGUCUGACUCAAUGUCGAAAACUUCUUCUUCGGAGGGUUCAAACUCCAUUAAAGUUGGUGAUUUGGCGUUAUCGGUUGUACCGGGAGUAGCAGGAGGUGAAGGCUGCUCUAUUCAUGGCGGAUGCGCUUCAUUUUGCCACAAUCUACCUGAUUUGCAAAACGUAAUCGGCGGAUUCAAAGCAGAGCGAUUCAAACGACAAACUCCUCAAGGAAAACUCAUUGCGGACGUUGGGUGUGAGCCAAUACUUCACAUGAGACACUUCCAAGCGAACAAGGAGUUGCCGGAGGAGCUUGUUCAUCAUGUCUUAAGUCGCGAGAGCAAGAGAUGACCAAGUUGUCCCCUUAAAGCUAUAUGAAGGAUUUGGUAAGUUUUAGUUAUCAACAAAUUAUAGGUUUUACGUUUGGUGGAACAUGAAGAUUAAAGCUCCUCUUGCGAUAAUGAUUCAUAUGAUCACGAGGAUUACAUUACAUUGUAUACAAUAAUCUAAACAAAAGCAGAAGAAGCAUUUGGAUAUAUUAGAGAUGCUUAGGAGCAAGUUAUUGAUGUAUUAUUAAUGGUUUCAUUGCAAUGUUUCUAACAAACUUGAAACUUUUUCAUCAUCAUGAAAUUGAAAACUUUUAGACAUUAACUUGA
Molecule: messenger RNA, 2633 nt
Organism: Thlaspi arvense
Lineage: Eukaryota; Viridiplantae; Streptophyta; Magnoliopsida; Brassicales; Brassicaceae
Source: the annotation of a GenBank genome assembly